AAAUUAAAAACGGAUAUAGGAUGAAAGAAAUGCAAAAUAGGAAGAAUGGUUUGAUCGAAGCCUCUUCCACGUUCCACGCUAAAACCGAACCACUGCUGCUAAACGAAGAUAAGCACCUUUGAAAGUGGAAACCUCUCCCACCUUUUACACUAAAAGUGACCGUAGCUUCAACAUGAAGAUAAGCAACUUUCGACGGGACUGAAAAAAACAAUACAUUUCUUUUAUAAAGGAAACCAUUCUCCUCUUUCUUCCUCACACAAGGGAUGUAAAAUUAAUUCCUCUAAGUGCCCUUUAACCCUUUCAAAUUUUGUCUCCUAUUGUGAAAUUGUUCCUUGUUUCAAACAUGGACCAAAGUUUCAGAACAAUUUCUCGUAGGGGAGAUGUCAGUGAAUUGUAUAGAUUGAUUCAAAGAGAUGGAAAUGUUUUGAGGCGCUUCGAUGAAGUGGAGUUUAUCGAGACUCCUUUACUUGUAGCUGCAGAUGAAGGUUGCAUCGGGUUCGCAAUGGAGAUGAUGAAGCUGAAGCCGUCAUUUGCUAGGAAGCUAAGCCAACAAGGUGUGAGCCCCAUUCACCUUUCAUUGGAAAAGGGGCAUAAAGAGAUGGUGCUUCGUUUCCUACAAAUGGAUAAAGAUUUUGUUCGUGUCACAGAGAAGAAUGGUGAGACUCCGUUGCACUACAUUUGUAAAGUUGGGAACCAUGACAGUCUGCUGGAAACAUUUUUGAAGGCUUGUCCUGAUUGUAUCCGAGAUGUUACAACUGAGAAUCGCAGUGCUUUGCAUAUUGCAGCGGAAAACAAAAGGUUGGAUGUUCUUCAGAUUUUAAUUCGAAUGCUUAAGAAGGACUAUUAUCGGGAAGAGGUAAAUAGAAAGGACGAAGAUGGCAACACUGCAUUACACAUAGCUGCUAGAAAUAAUCAAACCCAGAUGCUUAAACUACUAUUAAGUAGCAAGGCUGAUAAGCAUGCCACCAAUCAAUCCGAUUUAACAGCACUGGGUGUUGCAGAACAACAUAAUAACAGAGAAAGCAUCAGAAUUCUGCGUGGUCGCUUUAUUCCAGGAGUUUCAAACAUUAAAUCUAAGUGGGAGAAACAAAUCGCCAAGGUGUCAAAACAAAGUGUUGCAAUUUUGGCAUGUUUCUGUUGAAGUUGGCCAGAGAUCAAGUCAAGCAUGCAGCAGCUGAAAGUCUUGUUACUGUUUUGUUUACUUGCAUUUUGUUAAUGUAAUGCAUUCUAGUUCAUUUGGAACUAUGUUUGUUUUAUGAUUGAUGUAAUUAGGUGGUGAUUGAGCUGAAAAAUCAGCUUUGUUUUGUUGCACAAGUAAAUUUUCAAGUUUCAAUGUGUUUAGUGGUAUUAGGUACACAUUAGGUGAUGUAUUUGAUUUGUUUUGCUCAGUCAAUGACUGAUAUAUGUAAUGGCUACAAGCCAAAGUUUUUCUUCAAUUGAAAAUCAUUGAAUUUCAUUCAA
Gossypium arboreum is the source of this 1461-nucleotide messenger RNA. RefSeq names its product ankyrin repeat-containing protein BDA1-like. The transcript has 3 exons. Gene Ontology annotation, molecular function: protein binding. Lineage: Eukaryota; Viridiplantae; Streptophyta; Magnoliopsida; Malvales; Malvaceae. The coding region runs from base 344 to 1141 and encodes 265 amino acids. The record is from RefSeq and is a predicted model, not a curated record.